Papilio xuthus (Asian swallowtail) is the source of this 3936-nucleotide messenger RNA. RefSeq names its product SH3 domain containing GRB2 like, endophilin-A (gene EndoA). Lineage: Eukaryota; Metazoa; Arthropoda; Insecta; Lepidoptera; Papilionidae. The record is from RefSeq and is a predicted model, not a curated record. Gene Ontology annotation, biological process: synaptic vesicle uncoating. The transcript has 12 exons. Bases 219 to 1571 code for a protein of 450 amino acids. Gene Ontology annotation, molecular function: protein binding. Gene Ontology annotation, cellular component: cytoplasm; presynapse; glutamatergic synapse.
UGCCAAAUGUGCCAAAGUGCCAAACGCCAACCGGAGAUUGAAAUUGACUUGUUUUUGUGUAUUGAUUAAAUUAUUUCAAGAAUUUAAAAUCUCUUGAUAUCUCUGACUAUUGAAAAGUAAUUCAAAGUUUGUUAUUUCUGUGAGCAAGAUUAAAUAUUUCAUUCAGCAGAUCUUGUGAAAAGAACCAAAGAAACUAGUAAUAGAGUGCUUGAGCAGCCAUGGCUUUUGCAGGACUUAAGAAACAGAUAAACAAAGCCAAUCAGUAUGUCACAGAGAAAAUGGGAGGCGCCGAAGGCACAAAACUGGACUUGGACUUCGUGGAAAUGGAAAGAAAAACAGAUGUAACAUGCGAGCUGGUAGAAGAGCUACAGACGAAAACAAAAGAAUUCCUCCAGCCGAACCCCACGGCGCGAGCGAAGAUGGCAGCUGUGAAAGGCAUCAGCAAACUGAGUGGACAAGCCAAGAGCAACACGUAUCCUCAACCAGAGGGCGUGCUCGGUGACUGCAUGCUGCUGUACGGGAAGAAACUGGGAGAAGAUACUGUUUUCUCACAAUGCCUGAUAGAGAUGGGUGAGGCGCUUAAGCAAAUGGCGGAUGUUAAAUAUUCCCUCGACGAUAAUAUCAAGCAGAGCUUCCUGGAGCCCCUGCAUCAUUUACAGACCAAAGAUCUCAAAGAAGUUAUGCAUCACCGGAAGAAACUUCAAGGACGUCGGCUUGACUUCGACUGCAAACGCCGCAGGCAGGCUAAAGGAUCAGGUAGGGUCAGCCCUUAUAUGAGUCCCGGUGGCGGAAUGCCAAGGCAGGACGAGGAGAUUCGACAGGCCGAGGAGAAGUUCGCAGAGUCGCUGCAACUUGCUCAGAUUGGCAUGUUCAAUUUACUAGAUAAUGAUGUGGAGCAAGUGGCGCAGCUUAGUUUUUUUGCGGAGGGCCUUCUGGAGUACCACCAACAGUGCACUGAGAUACUUAAAGGCCUCGUGUCCACUCUCAUGGAAAAGAAAGAGGAAGCGGUUAACCGUCCGAAGAUGGAAUUCGUGCCGAAGACGCUAGCCGACCUUCACAUCGAGGGCGUGCACGAUCUUAAUAAUGGUAGGCGGUACGGUUCCACGCAGAGUCUGUCCCGGCCCCGCAACCAUAUCCCACCCUCCUCCUCCGUUGGUGACCUCAGCGUCGACCCCCUUCGGGCCUGGGACCAGCCCCGUCCCGAGCCCAGGCCCGACCUCAGAUCCGAGUUUAGGCCCGAGCACAGAUCCAUGUCCAGACCCGCCCUAGGAUUCAGACCUCAUCCGGCGCCCCGGCACUACAACGGCAAAGAUCCGUGGACAGCAUCGCCGCUACCGUCGCCGGUUAAGUCUCCUGCGCGGACACCCAUGGCACCAGCGAAGGGCCCUUGCUGCACGGCACUCUAUGAUUUCGAACCAGAAAACCCUGGAGAGCUGGGAUUCAAGGAGAACGACGUGAUCACGUUGAUAAGCAAAGUGGACGAGAACUGGUUCGAGGGCUCUGUCAACGGCAAGACGGGCUACUUCCCCAUCAGCUACGUACAAGUCACUGUGCCGUUGCCAAACAUGUAAACACAUAAAGGCACACUAAACAUAUUCAUUCCACUAUUGUCAAUGACUACCGCUUGAGAUUUCACUGCGCAAUUUGUGUUUUGCCUAUCUCAAAAUCACGAUGUAGUUCAUAUACGGAGUUCUAUUUUAAAAUCACGUAUUAAAUUCAUUAUAAUAAAAUUUUAACAUUUAAAAAGUUUUUUGGAAAUAGUUACCUCUUUAGCCUGAAAUAUAGGUAGUAUUGUUGUUUGUAUCGAUGUUUAAAUAGUAUCCAUAUAUUUAUGAAUCAGUAUUAAAAUGACAAAUAACUUCUAUCCGUCGCUCAAAGCUCAAUAUCUAUGAUUAGUAUAGUCAUUUAACUGAAAUAUCCCGAAUAGUAAAAAAUCUGUAGACACUUUGUCUUCCCUUCAGUGGUUUUCCAUUCAUAGUAAAAACAGUUCAUCUUGGACUAUAUUUAUACUAUUUUUAAACACCUUCUAAAUAAUUCUAAUUUUUAACGAUAAUAAUUAUCGUUGGUCAAUUUUUAAGAUUUACCGCAGAACUAAUAAUAAAAUCCAUAACUAUAUUUUUGUCUCGCAGAAGUCCUAAAAACCUAAAAUAUAAAGUUAAAACUCCAUUGGUACAUUUUUAAUAAACUAAUUAAUCAACUUAUGCCUAGUUUAGUGUAAUUACCGUUUUUUUUUCGGGCCUCACAGGGCCCUUUCUCAGUGUGAACUUGAGAUAAGACUAGUGCCCUCCUCCAACGGGCCCGUAACUAGUUGGUACACUGGACUGCGCUUAAAUUUAACAGUUUUUAAUUUUUUACUUUCCUAAUGUAUUCAACUGUCUAUGAUUAACGGAAUACGUGAUUUAUUUAUUAAUUUAUAAUUAAAAAAAUCGUUUAAAUUGGGGUAAAUUGAAAUUGUAAGGAUAAACUUCUACGGCGAAACAAUGGAAUGCGCAAAAUGUCUGAAAAUUACUUCAUGUGGUAUUUAUUGAUGUCAGCAUUAUUUUUAAUGUAUGACUUUAUGAUCAAUACAUUUAAUUUGUAUUGUUUUAUUUUACAAUAUUCAUUGUAACAUUUGGUUUUUUGUCCUGCCACCAAAUAAUAUUAAUUAGACGUGUAUUAAUUUUAUCUAUUAAAAUAGAAAUCUUGUUCCCGUGUUUGUUUUAGUAUUACGAUGUAACUAGUUUGUAUGAGAUUAGAAUUUAUAGUUAUAUAUCUUUGCGGGUAUUUAUAUGAAAUGUAUACAACGUAACGAUAUAUUUAUCAAGAGAGGGAGGUUGUUGUUAAAUCUUGCCAGAUCUCAUGGCGUAUUACUGUUUGAUGUGUAUUAUUGGAAAAAAAAUAUGUAAUUUAAAAAUCAUUGUGAUAAAUCAAAUAUAAUGAUUUAGAUGCGUUUUUUGUAUCACAUCAUCAUCAUUGUAUGUUAUGCAUGCAGCUAUUGGGGUUGCUAACAUUAAUUUAAACAACAUUUCAUACUUCUAAGUCAAAUUUAACAUAAAUAUCAACUUUAACAUGUAAUUCAUUAACGUUCAAUACUUUGCCAAUUAACAUCAUUAUGGACCCCAUUUUACCAUUUCUGGCAUACAAAAGACAAUACCUAGAUCUAAUGUUAGGCGUAUUAUGUAAGUUCAUAUAGUAAUCGUUCUAUCUUCAAGUGUCUAUUUAAUGUAAGUAUUUGAUCAAAUAAAAACAUUUUUCGAUGUUAUAAGAAUGUUUCAGUGUUAUACGUGUUUGGAAUAUGCAUACGGCGGCGAGCGGCCAUUGCUUUCUUUACAAAUAAAAUAAUAUUUAACCAGACGCUCAGUUCUUCAAACGCUAUCCUUCCAUUAAUUGGGCUUACUUGUUGUUGUAAUAAAUAUUUUAAUGACUCUUAAACAUUCUCUAGCUGUUUGGCGGUUGAAAGUAAUAUUUACUCGGUGUCGUUUUGUAAUGAGAACGUAACGUAGCAUUGAUUCGAAGCUAAUUUGGUGUUGGGAUUAUCUCAAAUCUAAAUCUUUCAGUUACGAGAUAUUUUUAAGUGUGUGGUGCUGCCACCAUCAACUAACUUAGUAUUGAAAGACGGAGACGGUUGUAGUUCCAAUAAAAUAAGUAUUUAGACAACUUUCAUGGCGUCACGAAUAUAUUAUUCUGGUACAAAGUUAAAGGUUUAUUAUUUAAGAAAUAUAUUUAACCGACACCAAGUUUUAGCCUCGAUGACUAUUGCUGCGAGUCGAGUAUUUAAUGUAAAAUAAACAUUUGUUAUAUGUAUUCUUGUUCUUGUUACUAUAAUCUUAACUUACUAUAAUUAAAUAGAUGGACUUGACGAUUUAUGAGGUGUAUGUAAUACAAUUUAUUGAUUUGUAUUAAAAAAAUUAUCCCGAACUUUGCUCGUUUCGCCUCCCAAUAAAAAUGUUAACAAUU